Molossus molossus (Pallas's mastiff bat) is the source of this 945-nucleotide messenger RNA. RefSeq names its product olfactory receptor 6V1. The transcript has a single exon. Gene Ontology annotation, biological process: G protein-coupled receptor signaling pathway. Gene Ontology annotation, molecular function: G protein-coupled receptor activity; olfactory receptor activity. The record is from RefSeq and is a predicted model, not a curated record. Lineage: Eukaryota; Metazoa; Chordata; Mammalia; Chiroptera; Molossidae. Gene Ontology annotation, cellular component: membrane. Bases 1 to 945 code for a protein of 314 amino acids.
AUGGCAAAUCUGAGCCACCCUUCCGAAUUUGUCCUCUUGGGCUUCUCGUCUUUUGGUGAGCUGCAGGUUCUGCUCUAUGGGCCCUUCCUCAUGCUUUAUGUUCUCGCCUUCAUGGGAAACAUCAUCAUCAUAGGUCUGGUCAUAGCUGAUGCCCACCUUUGGACUCCCAUGUACUUCUUCCUGGGCAAUUUCUCCCUGCUGGAGAUCUUGGUGACCACGACCUCAGUGCCCAGAAUGCUCUCAGACCUGCUGGCCCCCCACAAGGUAAUCUCCUUUAGAAGCUGCCUGGUCCAGUUCUACUUCUACUUUUCCCUGGGUUCCACCUCCUUUCUCAUCCUUUCAGACAUGGCCCUCGACCGCUUUGUGGCCAUCUGCCACCCACUGCGCUAUGGCGUUUUGAUGAGGUGGGCUGUGUGUGUGCGGCUGGCAGGGGCUGCCUGGGCAGCUCCCUUCCUAGCCAUGGUGCCCACAGUCCUCUCCCGAGCUCACCUCAACUAUUGCCAUGGCAACGUCAUUAACCACUUCUUCUGUGACAAUGCACCUCUGCUGCAGCUGUCCUGCUCAGACACCAGCCUGUUGGAAUUCUGGGACUUCCUGCUGGCCUUGGCCUUUGUCCUCAGCUCCUUCCUGGUAACCCUCAUCUCCUACGGCUACAUUGUGAGCACGGUGCUGCGGAUCCCCUCUGCCAGCGGCCGACAGAAGGCGUUCUCGACGUGUGGGUCUCACCUCACCUUGGUCUUCAUUGGCUACAGCAGCACCAUCUUCCUGUACGUUAGGCCUGGCAAGGCACACGCUGUGGACGUCAACAAGACCAUAGCCUUGGUGACAUCAGUCCUCACUCCCUUUCUCAACCCCUUUAUCCUCACCCUCCGCAAUGAGACGUUCAAGGCAGUGCUACGGGGACAGACGCAGAGGCUGAAAGGCCUCCACAAGGCCCUACACUGA